Molecule: messenger RNA, 2790 nt
Organism: Lycium ferocissimum
Lineage: Eukaryota; Viridiplantae; Streptophyta; Magnoliopsida; Solanales; Solanaceae
Molecular function (GO): nucleic acid binding; zinc ion binding
Source: RefSeq, a predicted model, not a curated record
AUGGAGGAACCAGCUGAUGAAGAUGCUCUCACCAUGCCUAAGGGUCCCAUGACUCGAGCCAGAAGCAAGCAACUCAAAGAAGCCAUUGGAGGCUUACUUAAGACAUCCAUGAAGCAAGAAGAAAAGAAGCAUCCUAGGAGUGUAUUAUGUGGUAUCAGAGCAAAUCUGGAUAGGGAAGUGCUCGUUUUCUUCAAACUUUCACUCGAUCUGUUCUUGGUGUUCAUAGCCAUUGAUAGAUCUGAGUUAUCUGUUCUUUCUAUCUUUUUAACUUCUGAUCUGUUGUUUAAUCUGUUUGAAACUGAUAGAUCUUCUCUUGUGUCGUUGAAAUCUGAUAGUCUUUGUUUUGAUCGAUUGAUAAGUACCAUGGGUAACGAGAGUGAUGAAGAAGCAGACUUGAUGAGAAGAAACAAGAUGUUGAUGGAAGCCAUGACUGCUCAGCUUAAUAAGACUAUGUUGGAGAGCAUGAAUGAGAUGAUGAAACAAAACAUGGAAGAAAUCAGAAGGGAGAUUAGACAAGCUACUGGUCAAGGUCACAAGCAUGGUGGUUCACAAGAGACUGAUAACUACUAUGAGCGCCACCGAAGUGAGAGAAGUGGUUCUUCCUCAGCAUCACGAGGUAGUAGAAGGAGAACUCGUCGUGAUCAUGAUGAAAGAAGACCUUACCGUGAUGAGCUUUCUGGUUUGAAGCUUAAGAUCCCUCCCUUCCAUGGCAAAGUUGAUCCUGAUGCUUAUCUUGAAUGGGAGAAGAAGAUUGAGAUUGUAUUCAACUGCAAGCACUACACCAAUGCUCAGAGGAUUCAAUUUGCUGCAACUGAGUUCUAUGAUUAUGCUUUGAGUUGGUGGGAUCAACUGGUGACUACUAGGAGGAUGAAUCAAGAGUAUCCGGUUGAGACUUGGCAAGAGAUGAAGUCUCUUAUGCGCAAAAGGUUUGUGCCUAACCACUACCACCGAGAUCUUCAUCAGAAAUUGAGGAAACUUACACAAGGAUCCAAGACUGUGGAAGAGUACUACCAGGAGAUGGAGUUGCUGAUGUUGAGAGCUGGUAUAUCUGAGGACAGAGAAGCUACUAUGGCAAGGUUUCUUGGAGGACUUAACCGCGAGAUACAAGACAGUGUGGAGAUGCAACACUACAUUGAGAUAGAAGAGAUGUUGCACAAAGCUAUCCUGGUGGAGCAACAGAUUAAGAGAAAGCAUCACUCGCGAGGCAACUAUGGGUCCAGCAAGUAUCAGUACACUAAAGAAGAGAAACCAUCCCAUCUGAAAGAUAGCAAGCCUCAGCAGAAAGAAGAAUCCAAGCCUAGCAGCCCAUACAGCAAAGAGAAAAGCAAGGCGGAAGCUACAAGCUCUAGGACUAGAGAUGUGAAGUGUUUCAAGUGUCAAGGCAGAGGACACUAUGCCAAUGAGUGCACCAACAAGAAAGUGAUGAUUCUACUUGAGAAUGGAGAGUAUGAAUCAGAAGAAGAGCACUCCGGGUCUGAUCAAGACAGGUCUGAUGAAGGAAGUGAAGUAGAACCAGUGAAAGGAAGGUUCGCGAGAACCUCUUCUACACUAGGUGUAUGGUUCAGGGAAAGUGAGACCAUGGUGAAGAAAUUGGGUUUGAAAGUUCAGAAACAUCCUAAACCUUACCGGCUGCAAUGGCUUAAUGAAGAAGGUGAGAUGAGAGUCUCCAAUCAAGUGCUGAUACCUAUAGCCAUUGGUAGAUAUGAAGAUGAGAUCUUGUGUGAUGUGAUACCAAUGGAAGCUAGCCAUAUCCUUCUUGGUAGACCAUGGCAGUUUGAUAGGCGAGUGGUUCAUGAUGGUUUCAGUAACAAGCACUCUUUUGAGUUUAAUGGAAAGAAGACAGUGCUGGUACCUUUGUCACCUAAAGAAGUUCAAGCAGAUCAGCUCCAGCUUCAGAAAAGAGCUGCAAAGACAAGUAGAGGAACUGAUGGAGAAGGGUCAUAUCCGAGAGAGCAUGAGUCCAUGUGCUGUUCCAGUGCUCUUGUGCCCAAGAAAGAUGGUAGCUGGCGCAUGUGUGUUGAUUGUAGAGCAAUCAACAACAUAACAGUGAAGUAUCGCCACCCUAUUCCUAGAUUAGAUGAUAUGCUUGAUGAAUUGCAUGGUUCUAGCAUCUUUUCUAAGAUAGAUCUUAAGAGUGGAUAUCAUCAAAUUAGGAUGAAAGAGGGAGAUGAGUGGAAAACUGCUUUUAAGACUAAGCAUGGUUUGUAUGAGUGGUUAGUGAUGCCUUUUGGAUUAACCAAUGCUCCUAGUACUUUUAUGAGAUUGAUGAAUCAUGUGCUUAGAUCUUUUAUAGGAGUGUUUGUGGUAGUUUACUUUGAUGAUAUCCUAGUUUACUCCAAGAGUUUAGAAGAGCAUAUAGUUCAUGUUAGGACUGUUCUUGAUGUUUUGAGAAAAGAAAAGCUCUUUGCUAAUCUUAAGAAAUGCACUUUCUGUACGGAUAACUUGGUCUUCCUAGGCUUUGUUGUGAGUGCAGAUGGAGUAAAGGUGGAUCAAGAGAAGGUGAAAGCCAUACAAGAGUGGCCGAUUCCUAAAACCAUAAAUGAAAAAGAUGUAGGAUUCAAGUGGGGAGAAGCACGAAACUCCUUUCAAACCCUCAAAGAGAAGCUUACUAACUCUCCUCUCCUUAUACUUCCUGAUUUCUCUAAAACAUUUGAAAUUGAAUGUGAUGCCUCAGGAAUUGGUAUUGGUGCUGUGUUGAUGCAGGAUAGAAGGCCCAUUGCAUACUUCAGUGAGAAACUAAGUGGAGCUACUCUCAACUAUGCCACUUAUGACAAAGAAGCUAUGCCUUAG